Molecule: messenger RNA, 1543 nt
Organism: Drosophila bipectinata
Lineage: Eukaryota; Metazoa; Arthropoda; Insecta; Diptera; Drosophilidae
Product: charged multivesicular body protein 7
Biological process (GO): vesicle budding from membrane; late endosome to vacuole transport via multivesicular body sorting pathway
Cellular component (GO): ESCRT III complex; multivesicular body
Source: RefSeq, a predicted model, not a curated record
UGUCCAACACUGAUGCACAGCUGACGCAAACCUAACAAAAACAAAGCCACCGAAAGACGCGCAAUUUAUAGAACUCUGGGGAAAUAAAGCAUUUAAGCAUGGCCCUCGGCAGGGAAGACACGGAAAAUGGCGAAUUUAAAUUUCCACCAUGCUGGAAGGACAACGCUGUUAUGCAACAACGCUUUUCCACGUUUCGAGCACGGCACUGGAACGUCCAAGAGUACGAUACAAAGAUGAACUUCUGGACGGAGCUGAUUGGGAACUACUUGAGGUUCAAUGGUAGACCCAUUGUCAGCCUGAGAGAUUUGCAGUUGCUCUUUAUGCGGGGUGACCAGCUACCCGCCUGCCUGGACACUGUGAUAUUGGAGCUGCAGCAGCGGAAGCAGAUCCGAGCCCUCAGCGAAUUCGAGUAUGAUCCUGGAAACUCCUGGAGCGGCUGGCUGGUGAACAGCCUGGUGAAACGACCUUUAAGUUGGGGCUGGCUGAAAAUCAAGCACAGCGUGGUGGCAGAAGACCUAGAAGCCUCCACAUUGGUAGAAUGGAUUCACAUAGAUGCCUUAAAUAGCACUUGCGACGCAAUCGUAGAAAAAGCCUUGCCAGAGUGCACUGGAAAACUAAUGCAUUUUGAUGCCUUUAAAUCCUUCUGCAAGAGCCAGCAAAUCCGUAUCCAUUCGGACACGGAUUUAUACGUUUCCCUGCUCUCUCUAAACGUUCGUCAUAUCGUGGGUCUGGAGUUUAAAACUGAGAAGGGAAUAAGACAAAUUCAUUUGGUCAAAAUACCGAAAAAACAGGGCGAUGACCUGAACAUAAGCCAGGAAGAUCAUGCUGUGCACAACCUUCAGAAUACUCAAUCACAGCUACUUAAGCAAUUGGAGAGCCUGGAAGAGGAUAUCAAGGUAAACGAUGACAAGGCACGCCAGUACUUGAAGGAAAACAAGCGGCAAAUGGCCAAAACAUAUCUCCGCAAAAGGCAUCUCCUCGAAAAGAAUCAUGAAAGGCGUAGUGUGGCUCUGCACAAUAUCGAAUCUCUGCUGUCCAGCGUCGAUGAGGCUCAGAACAGUGGCGUUGUGUUGGACGCCUACAAGAUUGGUUCCAAUACCCUUAAGAAAGUUCUGUCCGAAUCUGGCUUGAAGUACGAUAACGUCGACGAAGUCUUGGCCGAUGUGCGGGACACGCUGGACCAGCACCGGGAAGUUCAGGACGUCAUGUCCAACAGCGUUGUGGAGUCUGCGGUGAGCUUGGACGAAGAUCAGCUGGAAAAUGAAUUGCGGGAAUUGUGCGGCGAAACAACCCCGUCGAAGCUCAACAACUUGCCGCUCAUUAACAACAACCAGAAGCCCCAGGUGGUUAUCACGGAUGAGGAACUGAUAGCCAUGCUAGACGACCUCGAAGUCGAGAAUGCGUCCGUUACAACAUCGAGUACCAAGACUGUAACCACAGCUUAACUGAAGAUGCUGAAGUGAGAGUCAUGGUUAUGUUCUAUUAAAUUUGUGGUGAAUGUUUCUUUUAUAAAUAUAUUUAUUUGAAAAUUUGAGAAUGAAAA